This is a messenger RNA of Gossypium raimondii (Peruvian cotton), 1520 nucleotides long. RefSeq lists its product as uncharacterized. The transcript has a single exon. NCBI's taxonomy places the organism in Eukaryota, Viridiplantae, Streptophyta, Magnoliopsida, Malvales, Malvaceae. Bases 6 to 1307 code for a protein of 433 amino acids. The record is from RefSeq and is a predicted model, not a curated record.
CGUGGAUGCUUGUAUCUACAAAAAUAUACUUUCUUUGUGAUUUUUGUGGCACUGACGGAGAUCACUUCCCCUAUUUCUGUGCUACAUGUCACCUCAUUGUCCACAAGAAUUGCAUUUCAUUGCCACUUCACAUCAUGAUAACACGACAUCAUCACACGAUUUCUCUUUCGUAUUCUUUUCGACCGAAUCAAGUUGAGGAUUGGAUGUGCAAAAUUUGUUACGAGAAAGUUGAUAUAAGCUAUGGCCAUUACCGUUGUCCUGCUUCUCGUUGCCGUUAUAUUGCUCAUGCACUUUGUGCAACUGAUAAAGCAAUUUGGGAUGGAACAAUUAUGCCGAAAGGCUAUGAUGAGAGGUCUGAGGAACUGGUGGAUGAACCUUGGAAUUUGAAUACUGAUGUUGUUGAACAAAUUCGUAUUGGAGAGCUAAUGGUAGCAAGUGAGAUCAAGCAUUCCUAUCAUGAUCAUAAUUUAAGACUCACCUUUAGUGGGAAGACCAAAGAUGAUGAUAGUGAGUGCGAUGGGUGCACGAGACCUAUAUCAACUCCUUUUUAUAGUUGUGAGCAAUGCAAGUCCUUUCUCCACAAAGAAUGCGCUGAAUUGCCUAAAGAAAUGCCACACCCAUUUCACAAGCAUUUGCUUACUCUCGUGAACUCACACGGUGAGUGUGGUUAUUCAUGGUGCCGUGCUUAUCGUCGUCUGUAUCAAGGAUUUAGCUACAGAUGCUACGACGUAGAUUGCAGGUUCGGAAUUGACAUUCAAUGUAUGUUAUUGUCGGACACCUUGAAGCACCCAAGUCACGAGCAUUCACUCUUUGUUGUCCACAACAACGAGGGAACGAGUUGCAGUGCUUGUUUCAAAAGACUAUACCCGUGGGAAGUUGCAUAUAGGUGCAUGAAGCGCUGUGAUUUCAGUUUAGAUGUAGGUUGUGCAACACUACCACUCACUGCUUGGUACAAGUAUGACAGGCAUGCUCUUACUUUGACUUUUUCUGAUGAUUCUGAGCCUUUUCAACUUUACUGCGAUCUCUGUGAAAAAAAAAGAAAGCCAAAUCGUUGGUUUUACUACUGUGCUGAUUGUGAUAACUCUCUUCAUCUCAAUUGUGCUAUUGGGUAUCUCCCAUAUAUGAAGCUUGGGAAAAAAUUGAAAGAAUAUUGGCAUAAACAUCCAUUCACUGUUGUGAAAAACAUCUGGAAUUGCCCUCUAUGUAAGGUAUGUGGUGAGGUUUGCAAUGGGCAGGCCCUAGAAUGUAAAGAAUCUGAAUGCAAUUUUACCGUCCAUUGGAAUUGCCUUUGGGAUCUCCGGGAAUGAUAUACCACUCAAGUUGAAGAAACAGAGAAGCUGCAACAUCAUAGGUGUGUGGUGUUGUGUGGAAGGGUGUAGGAGAUUUGGUAAAAAUGGGUGAUGGCCUUAGUUGUUGUAAUCUGCAUUAUGUGAUGUUAAUGGUUGUUGUUGGAGCAGUAGAAGGUUGUGUUAGAUGAAACAUGAUUUGUAACCACACAUCUUUUAUCUUUCACUUUUCUA